Messenger RNA from Diprion similis, 1865 nucleotides. RefSeq names its product 2-hydroxyacyl-CoA lyase 1 (gene Hacl). The transcript is spliced from 12 exons. Gene Ontology annotation, molecular function: magnesium ion binding; catalytic activity; thiamine pyrophosphate binding. The record is from RefSeq and is a predicted model, not a curated record. Gene Ontology annotation, biological process: fatty acid alpha-oxidation. Gene Ontology annotation, cellular component: peroxisome. Bases 87 to 1805 code for a protein of 572 amino acids. Lineage: Eukaryota; Metazoa; Arthropoda; Insecta; Hymenoptera; Diprionidae.
CACAAUAUCAGUUGUCACUUCCCAAUUCAAUGAAAAGCAACUUCUGCUUGCCCAUUUAAUCGUACGCUAUCAGAGCAUUUUCUCCAAUGGCGAGUGAAACUGACGAGAUGGACGGUAAUCAAAUACUUGCCGAAGCCCUUAAAACUCAGGGGCUGGAGUAUGUCUUUGGGAUUACAGGACAUCCAGUUAUAGAGUUAGCUAUGGAAAUGCAAACUGCAGGUCUUCAGUAUUUGGGAUUCAGAAACGAACAAGCUGCGUGUUACGCUGCCCAAGCUUAUGGAUACCUUACCAGAAAGCCAGGCGUGGUUCUUUGUGUCUCAGGGCCAGGAUUACUACAUGUUGUCGGCGGUAUGGCGAAUGCACAAGUCAACUGUUGGCCGGUAUUAGUAAUCGGAGGGUCCUGUCCACAAGAUCAUGAAGGAAUUGGUGGCUUUCAAGAAUGGCCGCAAGUUGAAAGCAGUCGUCCCUACUGCAAAUAUGCUGCGAGACCGCCUUCGGCUGCACUUAUACCUCUACAUGUUGAGAAAGCUGUGAGACUAGCCACGUAUGGCAGACCCGGCGCUGCUUAUUUAGACAUGCCAGCCACAAUUCUGACUCAAAGAGUUGCUGGCAAGAAAGUCGCAAAGAUCCUGCAAUGUCCACCGCCACCUGUAAUAUAUCCACAGCCACAGCUCAUAGAACAGGCAGUGAAUAUAUUGGCUAAUGCUAAGAAGCCGUUAAUUAUUGUUGGAAAAGGUGCCGCUUAUGCACGUGCCGAAAAAGAAGUUCAAGACCUUGUGUAUGCGACAAACUUACCUUUCUUGCCAACUCCAAUGGGCAAAGGUGUAGUACCAGAUACAGAUGAACACUGCGUAUCCAGUGCAAGAACAUUAGCUUUGCAACAGAGUGAUGUGAUAUUACUUUUGGGAGCCAGAUUAAACUGGAUGUUGCACUUUGGACAGUCGCCUCGGUACCAGAAAAAUGUAAAAGUGAUCCAGGUGGAUUUGUGCGCCGAAGAAAUGCACAAUUCUUUGCAAGCUGCUUUAGCCAUACAGGCUGACAUAGGACCAGUGGCACAUCAGAUGUCGCAAGCAUUCAAAAACUGCAAAUUCAAUUUCAGUCAAACUAGUUCAUGGUGGAAAGAAUUGCGUGCAAAGGCUGACAAAAAUAAACAGGCUGUUGGUGCUAUGGCACAAGUCACAUCACCACCACUGAACUAUUACACAGUCUUCAAAAGUAUUGAAGAUCUAAUUCCAAACGAUUCUAUUAUCUGUUCUGAGGGUGCUAAUACAAUGGAUAUUGGUCGUACUAUGCUGCUCAAUAGAUUACCGCGACACAGAUUAGAUGCAGGGACUUUUGGUACAAUGGGUGUAGGUCCAGGUUUCGCAAUAGCAGCUGCUGUUUACUGUAAAGAUAACCACCCCAAGAAAAGAGUGAUUUGUGUCGAAGGAGACAGUGCAUUUGGGUUUUCCGGAAUGGAAGUUGAAACAAUGUUCAGAUACAAAUUACCCAUAAUUAUUAUAAUAAUAAACAACAACGGAAUUUAUAGUGGGUUAGAUAAGGAAACGAUGAAGCAAAUACAGGAUGCUGGUGAAGCGACACAAGUAACACCAACCCGUUCACUGACUGUCGAAACACACUAUGAGAAGAUAAUGGAAAUGUUUGGAAAGAAGGGUCAUUUUUGUACAACAAUACCUGAAUUAGAAAAAGCUGUCAAAAGUGCCUUGAAGGAAACUGAUUCACCAAGUAUAAUCAACACUAUGAUCGACCCUUUAGCUGAUCGUAAAACACAGAGCUUCAAUUGGCUAACAGAGUCCAAAUUAUAAAUAUUACAUUAAGAAUUUUAUACAAUGUUUUUUAAGGAACAAAGAUAAGUUACACUAUAA